This is a messenger RNA of Penicillium brasilianum, 1029 nucleotides long. NCBI's taxonomy places the organism in Eukaryota, Fungi, Ascomycota, Eurotiomycetes, Eurotiales, Aspergillaceae. The record is from the annotation of a GenBank genome assembly.
AUGCGAAUCGCGUCGAUAUUGUAUCUAGCCCGCCUCGCGGCGGCGGCAGCAGAUGCAUCUGGAACCUGUUCAAGCACGGUUUAUAUUACUAGAACGACGGAUGAAGCCUCUCCUACUACAGCGCCCGCCAUUACUGUGGCGCCGGAUGAUAGCGGCCAAUUCACGGCCAUCGGCGAUGCGAUCUCAUAUGCUCAAGGAAACGGUAUACCGACAGUGACAGUCCUCCACGGCACGUAUCCAGCUAUCACUAUUGAAUCUACACCAUCGGUCACGAUCGUCGCGGAAACCAAAAGCGAAUACGACUAUACCCAGAACGAGGUGGUUGUCUUGAGCGACGGAACUGCUCUGACCAUUGCCGGUAACCUUGCGGGACUGACCUUCACAAAUGUCAAUUUCGUGAACAGCGGAUCAUCUGGAAGCGCGGCAAUCCUCAAAGGAACAGAUCUCGGGUUUUAUCAAUGCCAAUUCAUAUCAUCUGGUGAAUCGGGUAUCAGUGCAAACCAAGCCCUGGCCGUGAUUGCAAAUAGCUAUAUUGAGGCACCGACAGAUUUGAUUGAAGGAUCGGCGAACAUCUACAUUUUCAACACGGUCAUCUCACCUACCGAAAGCUCCGCAGUGAUUGUAUAUAUCGAGGGUCCAACAUCGAACGGCAAGUCUACGGUGGUGAUUGAUCGAUCUAGAGUCUCCCAGAAGUCGGGGGCGAACAACAACAAUGUCUACCUGGCCGCAGCUGCUGGGCCGGGAGCCGUUGUGGUGUAUAGGGACUCUGCCCUGGGAGGCUUAAUUGCCCCAAGUGGCGUCAAAAUCGACAGUGAAACUCAAAACGACGCCAACCUCUACGGUGAAUACGAUACGACGGGUGCUGGCGCCUACAUCAACAAUGAGGAUGCUCGGUCGGCGUUCGUUUCUUACCUCGAAACUUCAAGCCUAUCUUCAGUGUCUAUUGCGGCAGUCGUGGCUGAUGGAAAUUCGGACACGGCCUGGAUUGACCCUGCUGUUCUAGCCGCCAUUGAAAGUGCCGAUGUUUGA